Molecule: messenger RNA, 1422 nt
Organism: Thecamonas trahens ATCC 50062
Lineage: Eukaryota; Apusomonadida; Apusomonadidae
Product: DnaJ-domain-containing protein 1
Exons: 1
Coding region: 155-991 (278 amino acids)
Biological process (GO): protein complex oligomerization; [2Fe-2S] cluster assembly
Molecular function (GO): protein-folding chaperone binding; ATPase activator activity
Source: RefSeq, a predicted model, not a curated record
GACCAACUGAUUCCAUCCGAGGUUACACCCGACGCCAGACGCAGACGCCGACGAGGGCAACAAGAGAGAGCCCACUUCCGCCUGCAGCCAACCAAGUAGCAGUCACACUUUGCACUCCAACCACACACCUUUCGUUCCUUCCCAGCACCGCGCUAUGUUCCGCUUGGUAGCCACGCAGAGCCUCGCUCCGCAGCGGCUGGCCAGGUUCGUGAUCGGCUCGGAAUUGCCUUCCUUCUUUGCCAAACGCGUGCGUGUCGCGUCAUUCGGCUCGGCGGCAGCCUUUGCUCGUGCGGCCGAGGCUGCCGCUGGCUCCAACACCGCAUCUAACAUGUCCGGCGAUGCGCCGUGGAUGGGCGCUGCACCUGAGCGCGACGCAUGCUGGUCUUGCGGCUCAGGCGUCGCCCAGAGCGCCAGCCUCACGUGCGGCUCGUGCGGCUCGGUCCUUCCGCUCCCCGACAAGGAGCCUGACCUCUUUGCCGUCCUCGGCCUCCCACGAACGUACAAGGUCGACACCGGCCGCCUAGAGACAGCGUUCAAGAAGGCGCAGCGGGCCAUGCAUCCCGACCGCUUUGCCGCCGCAGCCGGGCCCGAGGAGACGUACGCCUCGCAAGCCUCGGCCCUGUGCAACAAGGCUGUCGGUGUCCUCCGCGACCCGAUCGAGCGGGCCAUGUACCUCCUCGCCUCGUCGGGCUAUGACCUGGAAGAAAUGACUCUUGCCGAUGAGCCCGAGCUCCUUAUGGAGGUGCUUGAGGCCCAAGAGGAGGUCGCCGAGGCCACGGACCUCGACUUGCUGCACCAGCUGCAGGCCCAGGCCGAGGCCCGAUGCGCCUCCACAGAAGCCGCCUUUGCCGCCCUCAUCGACGGCCCAUCUGAUAACUUGCCUGCUGCCCAGCGCAAGGCCAUCGAGAUGAAGUACUGGAACAACAUCCGCGAGGCCGCCAAUGACCACAUUGCCCGUCUCGAGAAGCGCUCGUACUCGGACCGCGUGUGAGGAUGGAGUGCUGUCACACCCUUCAUCCCACCUCCGAUAUCUUGUGUGCGGCCGUCCUGUACCCGGUUGUCACUUCCUUUACAGCGGCGCGCAAACGCCGCCGUCUCAGCACGGCGUGGAGAAUCCCAUUGAAGCUCCCGAUGCCAGCUCUUUCACCACGCUGACUGCGCCUGUAUACGUCAGCAGCGCCGUCGAGAGGCCGAUGACGCCCGCAACAAGAAAGGCAAUAAGCGACUGGGUCCCGGUCCGCGCUACCGCAGCGCGCAGCAAAUACUGGCCGCACAGCGCCGCAACAAAGCCCCAGCCCGCAAACCAGGCCGCGUACGGUAGCGCCAGCUGGCCGAGAACUACAAACUGGGCCACCGUCGCAGACGACGUGAACAUGAUCAUAAAGCCCGAGGUUGCCGUUGACGCGCUCGGCUCCAUACCCA